GGCAGCGUUCCGAGGGGCUGGAGCGCGGCGGAGCCAUGCAAUACCCACACCCCGGGCCGGCGGCUGCGGCGGGCGCAGUGGGGGUGCCGCUGUAUGCGCCCACGCCACUGCUGCAGCCCGCACACCCGACUCCCUUCUACAUCGAGGAUAUCCUGGGCCGUGGGCCCACUGCGCCCACGCCCACCCCUACGCUGCCGUCCCCCAACUCCUCCUUCACCAGCCUCGUGUCCUCCUACCGGACCCCAGUGUACGAGCCCACGCCGAUCCAUCCCGCCUUCCCGCACCCCUCGGCCGCCGCGCUGGCCGCUGCCUAUGGCCCCGGUGGCUUCGGAGGCCCUCUGUACCCCUUCCCGAGGACGGUGAACGACUACACGCACGCCUUGCUGCGCCACGACCCCUUGGGCAAACCUUUGCUCUGGAGCCCCUUCUUGCAGAGGCCACUACAUAAAAGGAAAGGCGGCCAGGUGAGGUUCUCCAACGACCAGACUAUCGAACUGGAGAAGAAGUUUGAGACCCAGAAAUACCUCUCCCCUCCCGAACGGAAGCGUCUGGCCAAGAUGCUGCAGCUCAGCGAGAGGCAGGUCAAAACCUGGUUUCAGAAUCGGCGGGCUAAGUGGAGGAGACUAAAACAGGAGAACCCUCAAAGCAAUAAAAAGGAUGAAUUGGAAAGUUUGGACAACCCUUCUGACCAGGGACAAGACUUGCCCAGUGAACAGGAUAAAGGUGCGAUACUGGAUAGCUCUCAGUGUUCCCCCUCCCCUACCUCUCACGAAGACCUGGACUCCGAGGUUUCAGAGGACUCUGAUCAGGAAGUGGACAUCGAGGGUGAUAAAGGCUACUUUAAUGCCGGAUGAUGGUCACUGACAUGUUCUGAAAACUGGAUUUGGGAGUUAACAUUCUUCACAGAAGAACUGGAAAACUGUAUAAAAAAUGGAAAUCCAUGAUAUGCUGUUUUCUGGACACCCAGAAUAUUUGGUGCACUGGCUAAUUAACAAACCUCCAUUGAAACCUUAAUUUUCACUUAACAAAUGAUGUCCAUAUUGUUUUUACAUUUUGAUAUAGUGACUGAAAUUCAUACCCCCUUUUUUUAAGAAAAGAAAAUUGUUUCUAUUUAUAAGAAGUAAUUUUGAACUUGUUAAAAAAUUUAAGUUAUACCUUAAAGGUUUUACUAGGUGCUCUACUAGGUGAAUGACUUUUCUAUAAUUGUUAUAUCCUACUUGAUAGAAAAGCAAAGGAAAAAUUUCAAUCCAGAGGUAGGUCAUG
This is a messenger RNA of Perognathus longimembris pacificus (Pacific pocket mouse), 1263 nucleotides long. RefSeq names its product hematopoietically expressed homeobox (gene Hhex). Gene Ontology annotation, biological process: regulation of transcription by RNA polymerase II; cell differentiation. Lineage: Eukaryota; Metazoa; Chordata; Mammalia; Rodentia; Heteromyidae. Bases 36 to 854 code for a protein of 272 amino acids. Gene Ontology annotation, molecular function: RNA polymerase II cis-regulatory region sequence-specific DNA binding; DNA-binding transcription factor activity, RNA polymerase II-specific. The record is from RefSeq and is a predicted model, not a curated record. The transcript has 4 exons.